AUGGUAUUUGUAUCCCUGCGGGCCUGUUUCCACGUUGAGAUGUUCACACCUGGAGUCCCGCCCCAUGGGAGGGAGAGUGAUGUUCAUCUGGUCCAAUCGGAAGCGGACUGUCGGAGCAGACGGGCAACGGGGCGGGAGAGUGAUAGAAACACUGGCGAAUCGGAGGGUGAACGCUGGAGGACCGCAAGAAGCGCGCCCCAGCCAAUCACAGAGGGGGGGGCGGGACGUAUGCGCGGGUGUUUGCCCCUCUCCAAGAUGGCGGAGGUUUGCCGCGGGUUUGGAGGGAGCGGUAAACGCCAAGCACACUGCAGAUGCUGGCGCCCAAGCAACAGACUCGGCCUCAGAAUUAACCUUCCAGGAGUCCUGCACGAGGUCUCCCAAGUCGCUCUGCACCUCUUAAUAUUCGAACCUUCUCCCCGGCUGAAGGGGGCGCUACGGCGGGGCGACUGGUACAAGACGAAGGAGAUCCUGCUGAAGGGGGCGGACUGGAUCCUCGGGGAGGUGAAGACGUCCGGGCUGAGGGGUCUGGGAGGGGCCGGGUUUCCGACCGUCAUGAGGUGGGGCUUCAUGAACAAGCCUUCAGAUGGCAGUCUCUUACUCGGGACCUCAGUGGAUUCACGUCGAUUUUAACUGCGGGGGUCAAUUUGCCAGAAAUGGGCUUUGGUGGAGAUGAGAUCCGGGGCUCCAAGACUCUGCUUGUCCAACCUCCCUCAGCCUGGAGCUGAGACGCUACUGUGUCAGUGUGAGGAGCUCCGACCCACUGUUGCAGUGCACAGGGUGUGGAGGGCAAUAGAAACUUCAAAUAA
Hypanus sabinus (Atlantic stingray) is the source of this 806-nucleotide messenger RNA. RefSeq lists its product as uncharacterized. Bases 1 to 630 code for a protein of 209 amino acids. Gene Ontology annotation, biological process: mitochondrial electron transport, NADH to ubiquinone. The record is from RefSeq and is a predicted model, not a curated record. The transcript is spliced from 4 exons. Lineage: Eukaryota; Metazoa; Chordata; Chondrichthyes; Myliobatiformes; Dasyatidae.